AAAGUUCUAAACCUUUUAUUAAACCCUGAAUUGAGGUUUUGACGGCGAAAGUUUCCCGGCGAUUCACUGCGCCAAGUCGAUCGCCAUCUUCUUCUUGCUUCAGCUCCACGAUUUCGGAUUCUGAAAACAAGCUGUGUCGGUGGCCUAGGUGGUUGUGGUUAUUGAGAAGACAUAGAACCUUUAUCUCAGUUGAAGACUGCUUAAUGGGUGAAGAUAAAUUUGCACGUAAAAGUGGGAGGAAAAGAAACGGCAUGAGUAGGAAGGCUGAACAAGGAGGUCAUGGCUUUGAUGGAAGUAACACCCACAAGAACACAUCUUGGAUGAUGGAUGGUGGAACCCUGAACUCUAACAAUAAGUUCUCCAAUAAUAAAAGUACUUCCGCACCACAAACGUCACUCAUUAGGAAGCAGGUUGAUCCCGAAACAACAAAAUACUUCACAGAGAUUUCCAAUUUAUUUGAGAGUGAUGAGGUUGACUUUGAAGAGCGAUCGGUUAUAUGUGGUAAUGCUCUAGAGGAAGCUGUGGGGAAAGAGUUUGAACUUGCCACUGAUUAUAUCAUAAGUCAUACUAUGCAAAGCCUUCUUGAAGGUUGUAAAGUUGACGACCUUUGUAAUUUCCUCCACGGUUGUGCCAAUCAGUUUCCAUCUAUUGCAAUGGAUAGAUCUGGCUCACAUGUUGCUGAAACAGCUAUCAAGUCUUUAGCUAUGCACCUACAGGACGAGGAUGUUCAUGGUCUUAUUGAAGAUACUUUAACAGCAAUAUGUAAGGAAAUUGUAGCAAACCCUCUCGAUGUGAUGUGUAAUUGUCAUGGUUCUCAUGUUCUUCGAAGUCUUCUUCAUCUUUGUAAAGGAGUACGUCCAGAGUCUUCAGAAUUUCAUUCCAGAAAAUCAACUGUUCUAGCAGAGAGGUUGAAUGUCAAGGCACCUCGUUAUAAUGUAGAUGGUGAGUUCCAUACUGGUCGAGGCUUCCCAGAAAUUCUGAAGUUUCUUGUUUCUGGGUUGCUGAAAGGUGCAAGAAAGAAUGCCAGGAUCCUGCAAGUUGAUCAGUACAGCAGUUUGGUUAUUCAGACUAUUCUGAAGUUGUUGGUGGGGCAAGAUGACGAGCUGAGGCAUAUAAUACCCAUCCUCCUUGGCUGUAGUGAGAAAGAUGUUGUGGAGGGAAAUUAUGUACAAAUAUCCGUUGUUCCAGAUGUUGUGGAUUUGAUGAAAGAGACUGCAUUUAGCCAUUUAAUGGAGGUGAUUUUGGAAGUGGCUCCAGAAAAUCUGUUCAAUGAACUCGUCACAAAAGUAUUUCAGAAAUCAUUGUUUGAGCUGUCAUCUCAUCCCUGUGGAAAUUUUGCUGUCCAAGCACUAAUUUCUCACAUAAGAUCUAAAGACCAAGUGGAGUUGGUAUGGUCAGAGAUUGGAACAAAAGUUAGAGAUCUUCUUGAAAUGGGAAAGUCAGGAGUUGUCGCUUCACUAAUUGCUACGAGUCAGAGGCUUCAGACACAUGAACAGAAGUGUUGUGAGGCUCUUGUACGUGCUGUAUGUUCCACUGACGAAUCUCCAAGAUGCAUUGUUCCUCGAAUAUUAUUUCUUGACAGAUAUUUCUCUUGCGAAGAUAAAGUCAAAUGGAAUUUUCCCUGUGGAGUAAAAAUACCUGUCAUGGGCUCUCUAAUCCUGCAGGCAGUUUUUCGAUAUCAAACUGAACUGAUUCAGCCUUUCAUUACAAGUCUCACAUCAAUGGAGGAUAAUCAUAUCCUUGAAGUAGCAAAAGACUCCAGUGGAGCUCGUGUUAUUGAAGCUCUUCUAAAUUGCGACGCCUCUGCAAAACUGAAGCGCAGAUUAGUUAUGAAGCUACGAGGACACUUUGGAGAGCUUGCAAUGCAGUCAUCAGGUUCCUUUACAGUUGAAAAGUGCUACGAUGCCAGUAACAUGUCACUACGGGAGGCCAUUGUAUCUGAGUUGGUUGUUGUAAAAAGCGAUCUCUCCAAAACGAAGCAAGGACCUCAUCUUUUGAGGAAGUUGGAUGUUGAAGGGUUUGCAUCCCGACCUGACCAAUGGAGGUCAAGACAAGCAUCGAGGGAAUCGGCAUACAAAGAAUUUCAUGAUACAUUUGGGUCUGACAAGUCCAAAUCACUGAAGACGGGGGGUUUCCUUGCUGAUAGUUCGAAGCAUAAAUCACAUCCAAAGGACGUGAAGACAAUGAGGCAAGAGAUCGAACAUUACACAACUUCUGGCGUACCCUUUCUAUCAACGUCUGGCAGUAAGGGCAAGUCAGAAAAAGGUAAGCACGGUGAUAAAAAAUAUACUAGAGCUUCCACAGAUAAUGAUAUUUCAGAAACGAAAACCAAAAAUUCGAAAAGGAAACGGAAUAAGGAUCAGUCUGAGAAUGCUGCUGCAGUCAAAAGGAAACAAAAAAUGUAGCUAGGAACCAGAAACAGUCCUUGUACCCUGUAGCAGUCACCACAAACGCAUUGCCUGGAAAAAGGUCUUCAAAGAUGAACUUAAAGAGCUCUUAGUAGGAAAGUGGAAGCUUAGAUUAUCUACUUCAUGGGAAUAUUGAGGAAAUGCCUUUCUAUUUUUAGUGGGGUGGGAGAAGAUAUUUUGAUGGAGCAUAUUCUUUACAAGAUCUUCCGAGUGACCAGAGGAAAUAUGAGAGGUCAGUAAUCAAAAUUUUUCAAGAAAAUAUUACCUUCAUGUCGGAAGAUAUUGUAUCUUACACUGUCCAAGAUUAUGUUGUCGGACUUGGAUGUUUAUGUCUUUUAUUCACCACAGAUGCGGACCUCGUCCAUUAUGUGCAAGAGGCGAUGGUCACAGCUCAUGGCAGAAUCAAGUAACAUAUUAUUGUCUUCCUCUGUUAAAUUUUAUUUUCAAUUUCUCUUAUUUCUUCGUUAAUUAUGCAACCUAUUGAUGUCACCUGACCCAACUCCACUAUAAAAUCUUCCAUUCUCAGUGUUUGUAAGUUUCUAGAGAUCUUCUGACGCCUAUUUGGCCUUCUAAUAUAUUAAAAAAGUUCUAUGUUUUUUAUUAU
Messenger RNA from Cucurbita moschata (crookneck pumpkin), 3012 nucleotides. Its product is annotated as pumilio homolog 23-like. NCBI's taxonomy places the organism in Eukaryota, Viridiplantae, Streptophyta, Magnoliopsida, Cucurbitales, Cucurbitaceae. The record is from RefSeq and is a predicted model, not a curated record. Gene Ontology annotation, molecular function: RNA binding. Bases 204 to 2405 code for a protein of 733 amino acids. Gene Ontology annotation, cellular component: preribosome, small subunit precursor; nucleolus; 90S preribosome. Gene Ontology annotation, biological process: endonucleolytic cleavage in 5'-ETS of tricistronic rRNA transcript (SSU-rRNA, 5.8S rRNA, LSU-rRNA); endonucleolytic cleavage in ITS1 to separate SSU-rRNA from 5.8S rRNA and LSU-rRNA from tricistronic rRNA transcript (SSU-rRNA, 5.8S rRNA, LSU-rRNA); ribosomal small subunit export from nucleus. The transcript is spliced from 11 exons.